Messenger RNA from Pelagomonas calceolata, 865 nucleotides. The record is from the annotation of a GenBank genome assembly. NCBI's taxonomy places the organism in Eukaryota, Pelagophyceae, Pelagomonadales, Pelagomonadaceae.
GCACUUUGCCACCGGUUUUGCUCCGCCUUGGAGGACCGCAGCCGGCUGUCCAGCAUGCAAGGGUGUUGAAGACCUGGGGCCAACGCCGCGACGACGCGCUGCUCACGGGAAGGCUCCCCUUCGCCGCGCAACAGAGCCAACAGAGAACCGACACUGCACCAUGCGGUGGAACCCCGAUCUCCUCGGCGUGGUCGCGCCGUUCGUAAAACUGGAAGACAUAGGCCGCUUCGCUGUUGCGUCCCGGGAUAUUGAUGAGGCGCUGCGCCAGCCCGACGAGCGCGCCGCCGUCCUCGCGCACCUGGGCACGGCCGAGGUGCGCGCCGCGGCGUCGCUCGAGCACGCGGCCCUCGCCGAGGCGACGCGCGCGUGGCGGCCCGUAGGUGCUAAUCGAAGACGGGUGGCCCACUUGGUCGUGGACAACGACGCGCGUGAAGUAAAUGCGCGCUGCGCCGAGGUCGCCUCCUUACUGCGGCGCCACCCGCGGGCGACGUGCCGCGUCGAGGCGCACGCCGGCGCGGAUCUCCAGCCGCCCGUUUUAGCGUUCGCGCUGGCGACGGCGCGGGCACGCCUCGUGCGCGACCGGCUCGUCGCGGCCUUCGCGCGCCUCGGUAUUAACCAGAGACGCGUCGAGCUCGCGAGCAUGCGGCCGCGCGCGCCGGCGACGCGCGUUGAGGUCUACCUGCGCCUCCGCGACCAUGGGAUAGAGGUCGAGGUGCCCGCGCGGCCGACGGACGGCGCGCCGCCGCACGCGCUGACGCGGCUUGUGCCCCGCGUCUGGCGGCGGCGCCGGGCCUGGCCGCUGUCACGCAUGUACGCCGUGGCGACGAAGUGGCUCGGGAAGCCGUCGGGCGUCCUACGAGUGUAA